GAGAGAGAAUAUAAGAGACGGGAUUAUGGCAGGCAUCUCCAAUACAUCUUGGAUCACCCCUGCUCUCUUGUGGAUCUUCAACUGAGGUCAGCAGCCAACUCAAGAUGUCUCAAACCCAACUGGAAACAGCCUGUGAGACUAUCAUAAACAUUUUCCACCAAUAUUCUGCGCGUGUUGGGCAUUUUGACACCCUCAGCAAAAAGGAGAUGGCUGAGCUGCUGAAAAAGGAGCUUCCAAAUUUCCUGAAGGGCCACCUCGCCAAAUUGCAAUGUGCCCAUUGGCCCCCCAAAAUUGGGGAACCCUGCCCCCAAAUCCUGCCUUUGAAAUGUCCUGGGAUGGGGGUUGGAAUUCUAAUGUGGUGGGGACAGCAUCAUAACGCCUGUAGCCACCCUUUCUUUGCAAUGUUUUUAUUUCAACAACAGGAUAAGAAGAACCCAAAGGCCAUUGAUGAAGUGUUCAAUGAUCUGGACAAGAACAAAGAUGCCCAGCUCAGCUUUGGAGAAUUCACAACCUUAAUCAGCAGGGUGCUAAUUGCUUCCCAUGAACACAUUCAUGAAGAAGGCCAUGAGGGACACUCCACUCCCAUAACUAAGCCCCAAGAGUGAAGCCAGCUCGUUGUGCCAAUCAACACAGUUUCAUCAAUGACCCCUCAACCCUGUUCUCUUCCAUACCUGUGGGUCAGGCCAAUUUGUCAAAAUAAAACUUUCCUCCAAAG
This is a messenger RNA of Elgaria multicarinata webbii, 715 nucleotides long. Its product is annotated as protein S100-A12-like. The record is from RefSeq and is a predicted model, not a curated record. The transcript has 3 exons. Gene Ontology annotation, molecular function: calcium ion binding; calcium-dependent protein binding. Bases 105 to 605 code for a protein of 166 amino acids. Gene Ontology annotation, cellular component: cytoplasm. NCBI's taxonomy places the organism in Eukaryota, Metazoa, Chordata, Lepidosauria, Squamata, Anguidae.